AUGACCUUCCCUGACGUUGUUGCCCUCAAUGCACCUAACUCCCCGCAAGAUGUCCAGAACAGCGAACAUCAUGCCCAGAACUCCGAUGGAGUUUCCGUGACCAAUGAAGAUGAUCGCGACCUCCUAAAGCUUGGCUAUCGCUCUGUCUUGGCUCGAGGCUGGGGCUCGUUCGACAAUUUCGCCUGCUCCUUCUCAGCCUUGAAUUGUGUUGGAGGAAUUCGUGUGCUUUUCUAUAUCGCCCUCAGUGGAGGCGGGCCGGCUGCCAUGUAUGUUCUACUUUCCGCGUGGUUCCCCGCGCUUUUUCGCAUUGAUCACAUCACUAACAACUUCCUCAGGUGGAGCUCCUGGGUCUCCGGUAGUAUUUUGUCUAUCGUCACGGCCGCCUGUCUCGCUGAAGCUUGUUCAAGCUAUCCAGCCGCGGGGUCGAUUUACUACUGGGCCUUUCGAUCCUGGGGAGGCGGUCAAGUCGGCCGCUUCAUCUCCUUCCUCGUUGCCGCAUGGACAUUGGUUGCGUGGACUGCCUUCCUCGCGAGUGAUUCGUUCGGUGUCGCCAAUUACCUGAUUUCCGAGGUUGUCGUGUUCAACCCGAAGACGAGCUUCCCAUACGACACGGCCGACGUCCGAGCGCGUGCCGUGGCAUGGGCUAUCUCGCUUAUUUUCCUGGCCAUGGCUACCUCGCUAAAUUUCUUGCCCCCGCGCAUGUACUCGUGGGUGUUCAGAACGGGUGUGACGAUCAUUAUCAUCGAUAUGCUGCUCAACUUCAUCUGGCUUCCCAUCGGCGUCUCUAAGACGUACGGCUUCCAGUCAGCCGAAUACGUGUUUACGUCUACAUACAAUGGCGGGGAUACCAGCCCCGGAUUGAACUGGGUUCUGUCCUGGUACUUGGUCGCCAGUUGUCUCGUGGGACAGGAUGCUUCGGGUCAUGUCGCCGAAGAGACCGUGUCCGCUAAGAAAGCCGCCGCAAAGGGUAUCUUCUGGGCAACCGUUGCGUCUGCGCUGUGCGGCUUCCCGAUCAUCAUCUUGUUCCUCUUCUGCAUGCCUCCGAUUGACACAUUCUAUGACACUACCGCACCUCAGCCGUUCAUCAACAUGUACGCGAUGGCGCUCGGUCCCCAUGCGCACGUUGUGAUGACUAUUGUCGCGAUGAUCGGAGCAAUUCUCAAUACUUCGAUCUCUUUGGUUGCUGUAUCGCGACUUGUAUUCGCCGUGGCACGCGAUGGCGUCUUCCCAUUCAGCGACGUGCUAUCGCGUGUGUCGAAGUCGAAGCAGCCUCACAACUCUGUGAUCUUCAUUUCCGUUAUUGCCGCGCUUCUCCUAUGCACUCAGCUCCCGUCGCAAGUGGCCUUCUCCAGCUUGGUCUCCACUUCGGCUGCGGGUUCCCUAGCAGCAUACGGGUUGGUUGGAAUGGGCCGAGCGUUUAUCACGCGUAAAUCGUUCCGUCCAGGCUUUUGGGAUUUGGGUUGGUUUAGCGUUAUCGCUGCUGUUGUUACAUUCAUGUGGAACGGAUUUGCUUUCGCUGUUCUCUGCGCCCCGGCUUACUCGGACAAAGCAAUUGACCAGGAUUCGACCUUGUUCAACUACGCGAUUGUGAUUAUGGGCGGUGUCACUAUCAUCGCGAUCGCCGAGUGGUGGCGCAAGUCCAAUGAUAAUUGGUUCGGGCAUAUCAAAGUUGUUGACACAGAUACCGAGACAGAGCACUCCAUUGGACGUGAGGAGAAGACGAAUAUCUCGGCCGAUACGACUGGCGCUUGA
Messenger RNA from Penicillium psychrosexuale, 1752 nucleotides. RefSeq lists its product as uncharacterized. Bases 1 to 1752 code for a protein of 583 amino acids. Gene Ontology annotation, biological process: transmembrane transport. The record is from RefSeq and is a predicted model, not a curated record. Gene Ontology annotation, molecular function: transmembrane transporter activity. NCBI's taxonomy places the organism in Eukaryota, Fungi, Ascomycota, Eurotiomycetes, Eurotiales, Aspergillaceae. Gene Ontology annotation, cellular component: membrane. The transcript has a single exon.